Messenger RNA from Nanorana parkeri, 1311 nucleotides. Its product is annotated as zinc finger protein 665-like. The transcript is spliced from 2 exons. Bases 1 to 1311 code for a protein of 436 amino acids. Gene Ontology annotation, biological process: regulation of DNA-templated transcription. NCBI's taxonomy places the organism in Eukaryota, Metazoa, Chordata, Amphibia, Anura, Dicroglossidae. Gene Ontology annotation, molecular function: RNA polymerase II cis-regulatory region sequence-specific DNA binding; DNA-binding transcription factor activity, RNA polymerase II-specific. The record is from RefSeq and is a predicted model, not a curated record.
AUGCACACUGGAGAGAAGCCAUUUAAAUGUUCAGAAUGUGACCAGUGCUUCACACAUAGAUCUAAUCUUACUUCACACAUGAGGAUCCACACUGGAGAGAAACCUUUUAAAUGUUCAGAAUGUGAUAUGAGCUUCGCACAAAGUUCUUGUCUUACUCACCAUAAGCGGACUCACACAGGAGAGAAACCAUUCAAAUGUUCAGAAUGUGACAAGUGCUUCUCACAAAGUUCUAAUCUUACUAAACAUAAGAAGACUCACACAGGAGAUAAACCAUUCAAAUGUUCACAAUGUGACAAGUGCUUCUCAGCACGUUAUAGUCUUCAUAUACACCAGAAGAUUCACACUGAAGAGAAACCAUUUAGGUGUUUGGAAUGUUGCAAAUGCUUCCCUCGGAAGUAUCUUCUUGCUAUGCACCAGAAGACUCACACAGGGGAGAAGCCAUUUUAUUGUUCAGAAUGUGGCAGGUGUUUCUCAGAAAGGUCUCAUCUUGCUGUACACCAGAGGAUUCAUACUGGAGAGAAACCAUUUAAAUGUUCAGAAUGUGACCUGUGCUUCUCACAAAGUUCCCAUCUUACACAACACCAGAGGAUUCACACAGAAGAGAAACCACUGAAAUCAGAGAAGCCAUUUAAAUGUUCAGAAUGUGGCAAGUGUUUCUCAAAAAAUGCUUCUCUCACUAAUCACCAGAGGAUCCACACAGGAGAGAAACCUUUUAUAUGUCCAGAAUGUGGCAAGUGCUUCUCAAGUAGUUCUAGUCUUUGUCAACACCUCAAGAGUCACUCCGGACAAAAAUCAAUGAAUUGUUCAGAAUGUGGCAAGUCCUUCUCACAAAGGUGUAAUCUUAUCAUACAUCAGAGAAUUCACACAGGAGAGAAACCAUAUAAAUGUUCAGAAUGUGGCAAGUCCUUCUCAGAAAAGGGUAAUCUUAUCAUACAUCAGAGAAUUCACACAGGAGAGAAACCAUAUAAAUGUUUAGAAUGUGGUAAAUCCUACAGAGAAAGCAAUCAUCUUGUCGUACAUCAGAGAACACACACAGGAGAGAAACCAUAUAAAUGUUUAGACUGUGGCAAGCCCUUCUCAGAAAAGGGUAAUCUUAUCAUACAUCAGAGAAUUCACACAGGAGAGAAACCAUAUAAAUGUUUAGAAUGUGGUAAAUCCUUCAGAGAAAGCAGUCAUCUUGUCACACAUCGGAGAAUUCACACGGGAGAGAAACCAUUUAAGUGUUCAGAAUGUGGCAAGUGUUUCUCAAAAAAUGCUUCUCUUACUAAUCACCAGAAGAUUCACACAGGAGAGAAAACAUUUAAAUGUUAA